This is a messenger RNA of Anopheles nili, 2274 nucleotides long. RefSeq names its product peptide transporter family 1-like. Gene Ontology annotation, biological process: transmembrane transport; oligopeptide transport. The transcript has 5 exons. The coding region runs from base 1 to 2154 and encodes 717 amino acids. Gene Ontology annotation, molecular function: dipeptide transmembrane transporter activity. Gene Ontology annotation, cellular component: membrane. NCBI's taxonomy places the organism in Eukaryota, Metazoa, Arthropoda, Insecta, Diptera, Culicidae. The record is from RefSeq and is a predicted model, not a curated record.
AUGGUUUCAACGCGCUUCGAAGUUAAUAGCACCCCGCCGGUGCGGUAUCCACGAUCUAUAUUUUUUAUCAUCAGCAAUGAGUUCAGCGAGCGGUUUAAUUAUUAUGGCAUGCGCACCGUGCUGGCGCUGUACCUCACGCAGAAGCUCUCUUACACCACGGAUACGGCCACCGUGAUUUACCACAUUUUCACCAGCCUGGCGUACUUCUUCCCAAUGAUGGGUGCAAUUUUGGCAGACAGCUGGCUGGGAAAGUUCAAGACAAUUCUCUACCUCUCGAUGGUUUACUGCGCCGGAAGUACUCUCAUCGCACUGGGUGCGAUCCCUCCCCUAAACCUGCCCGCCACGUCAAUGACUGUGCUGGGGUUAUUGUUCAUAGCGGUCGGAUCCGGAGGCAUAAAGCCCUGCGUGUCGGCGUUCGGAGGCGAUCAGUUUAAGCUCCCGGAACAAGCAGCUCAAUUGGCCAAGUUCUUCUCGCUGUUCUACUUCGCUAUUAACGCUGGUUCCCUCAUCUCUACCACGCUAACGCCGAUCCUGCGAGAGGACGUGCACUGUUUCGGCGACAGCAGUUGUUUCCCGCUAGCAUUCGGUGUCCCGGCAGUGCUGAUGAUCAUGUCGAUCGUGAUAUUCGUGUGCGGCAGGACACUGUACACGAUCAAGAAACCAUCCGGCAAUAUGAUCGUGCUUGUAUUUAAGUGCAUUGGUAACGCGCUGACCGUGCGAUCGAAGGAACGCUCUGCCAAUCCGCGGGAUCAUUGGCUAGACUAUGCGGAGUCGAAAUACGGCAAAGGCAUUGUGUCGGACAUCAAGUCACUGAUGAAGAUCCUGAUCCUGUACAUUCCGCUGCCCGUAUUUUGGGCGCUGUUCGACCAGCAGGGCUCUCGAUGGACAUUCCAGGCGACGCGCAUGAACGGUGAAGUUGGCGGUUUCACAAUCAAACCCGACCAGAUGCAGGUUAUCAACCCGUUGCUAAUUUUGGCCUUCAUUCCCAUAUUUGAGAGCUUCGUCUAUCCGGUACUGGCGAAGAUUGGUAUCCGACGGCCCCUGCAGAAACUGUCCUUUGGUGGAUUGCUCGCCGGAGCCGCCUUCGUGCUGUCCGGAUUUGUGGAGAUCGCACUUGAUCGUACAAAUGCAGUCCUACCGGCAGGCCAUGAAGCCCAACUGCGUGUCUUUAACGGGCUACCUUGCGACUAUCGUUUCCACACGGAUAUGCCUAACCUCACAAGUUUCAGUGUGCCUUCCCGAGGUGUCUUCGAAGCACUCCAUAUUGACGUGCCCAGUAACAGCACCACGUUCCAGUUCAGGGCGGAAACGGCCGAAAUCAGCUGCGUACGAGAUAAUAUGACCGAGUUCAGCGGCACCUUCUACUUAAAUCCGGGCAAUGCGGUCAGUUACUUCAUCAGCCGCAAGGGAGGCAAGAGCAGCUUCGUCGAAUUUGCCGACACGGCGGAAAAACAUCGCAAUGGGUUGCCCCGGAUGCGGCUGCUGGCCAACGUGCGGACGCCAAAGCACGUCUUGCUUCGACACAACUGGAACGCGGACCUAGUCUACAAUAUCUCGCUCAACCGCUACGAUCAAAUGACCGUUACGGAUGGAGAGUACGGAGUAUUUGUCGGCGAUCGGCAGAUUGCCAACGUAAAGCUGAGUCUCGGCGGAGUUUACACAUUGCUUCUGGAUGAGUUUUUGGAGAACGAAUUUAACCUUCAAACACACGUGAUUACUCCAUCGAACUCGGUUCACAUGCUGUGGUUGGUGCCCCAAUACGUCGUUAUAACCGCCGGCGAGGUGAUGUUCUCAAUCACUGGUCUAGAGUUUUCGUACUCGCAAGCUCCAGAAAGUAUGAAAUCGGUCAUACAAGCCUUCUGGCUGCUCACGGUAGCCAUCGGUAACAUGCUAGUGGUAUUCAUCGCCGAAGCCAAGUUCGUUCAGUCGCAAUCGCUGGAGUUUUUCCUUUUCGCCGCGCUGAUGUUCCUCGAUAUGGGUUUGUUCAUGAUAUUGGCCAUGCGCUAUCGGUACUCAAACAGCUCGUCCCUAGAUUCGAUUGAGGUUCAAACGAACCCGAAAAAAAUGAACGAUCCACUUGCGAUCAGCGACUCGUUAUCAGAGCGCAGUGCCAAAAGCACCACCUACGCCAACGAAGCAUUCCGGGAAGACUGAGCGGAAUCAGUUAGAUUCCGUUUGCAUGCGUUUCAAAUGGCUCUACAUUGUUUCCACGUUAUGUGGAACGUAUUAGCCGCGAUACAGUAUAAAAUAGUUCGUGUAAGAUUAAUUAUUUGU